AUGUCAUUCAUAUCAAUAAGAGGGUUUAUGUCCUCGCUGCGUUGUUGCAAAAGGAGUCCAAACGUUUUGAGAUCAGUGAAUACCAGAGUACCUGUGCAAUUGCUUCAAGAUGUUGAAGACGUUGGUGUUAGAGGCCAGAUUGUGCGGGUCAAGCCUGGAUUUAUGAGAAACUUUUUGCAUGUCGACAAUAAGGCCUGCUAUAUAACGGAGAAUAGCCCUCCAAGGAUACCUAUUGUUGACAUAAAUGAACUUAGGGAACAAAGAAGAUUGAGACAAAAAGAGUUAGCCAAGCAACGUAAAAAGGAAGAACAACUCCAGGAUGCAACAAAAUCAGUCGUGAAUGAGGAAGUAGUGGAUGACGCAGAAGGUGUGUUGUCUCAAGAUGAGCUUUCCCAGUUCUUUAGUGGAUUGACUAAAACUUCUAAAACGUCUGCCGAGAUAUUCUCAUCCGAUAUCGAAAUUACCGACAAUGAAGCUGAACUUUUCACCUUGAAGUCAGACAAUAUGGGAGAAAAAAUACCCAAGGUUGUUAACAUGUAUACUUCCAAAUAUACCUUGCCUUUGGACGGAACAGUUGUGGCCAAGCACCUUACCGAAAUUGGUGGAGAGGAGGUUUCGCCGUUGUCGGUGAAAUUGAGUUACGAAGAUACCCCAGAGGAAGUUUUGAGUGCUAUCACGCAAGCAGGAAGAUACUUGGUAACGCUUGAAACAGGUAAGGAUGGCCGUAAAAUCAGCAGGGUCUUGGAAGUAGAGUAA
Lodderomyces elongisporus is the source of this 756-nucleotide messenger RNA. Its product is annotated as mitochondrial 54S ribosomal protein MRPL50. The coding region runs from base 1 to 756 and encodes 251 amino acids. The record is from RefSeq and is a predicted model, not a curated record. Gene Ontology annotation, cellular component: mitochondrion; ribosome. NCBI's taxonomy places the organism in Eukaryota, Fungi, Ascomycota, Pichiomycetes, Serinales, Debaryomycetaceae. Gene Ontology annotation, biological process: translation. The transcript has a single exon. Gene Ontology annotation, molecular function: structural constituent of ribosome.